Messenger RNA from Oikopleura dioica, 1083 nucleotides. NCBI's taxonomy places the organism in Eukaryota, Metazoa, Chordata, Appendicularia, Copelata, Oikopleuridae. The record is from the annotation of a GenBank genome assembly.
AUGAAAUUGUCAAAUACUCUUUUUGCAGUCGCUCUUGCACAGUAUGAUUACGACGGAUUUGACUAUUUAGCGACUUCAACCGGAGAUGUUCAAACAACUCCAAUUUCAAUCGACCCUAAUUCAUUGAGCGCGCUCAAUUUCGACCUGAGUGAAGACCUAGGCCCCGAAUCAUCCGAAAUCCUCUCCGUUCUCGCAUCCAUCUCCGGAAACGACGCUCCUCAAGGUCCGAGAGGAGGAUCACUCGGUCGAUCCCAAGGAUUUGAUCCUCGGCGAGUUCCACCAGGGUUCAACAUUUAUGACUACGUCGUCAAUGGACAGCUUGAUGUCCAGGCAUUUCGAGCUGGUCUUUUGGCGGCGAUUCAAGCUCAGAGAGAAGCAGAAUUGGCUGAAGAAACAACCACUACUGGCACCACAACUACCACUUCAACAACAACUACAACAACAACAUCGACAACAUCGACAACGACGACGACAACUACUCGAAGCACUACAACUCCUCCUCCAUCGCUUUCCUUCGAAGAUCUCCUCAGCCAAGUCGAUCUUUCCAACAGCCAAGCCGGCAGUCUACCAGACGCCUUCAAUUUCGAGGACGACGCAGCUGCAGAAAAAGCCUUCGGAAAUCGACCAAAUAUUCUCCCUGAAGCGGCUGAGAAAAACUUCGUCGUUCAAAUUCCUCAAACUUACUGCCCAAAAUGCGAUGGCGUCGACUACGCGUCUUGCAGCGCUAGUACUUACGAAGCUUGCAAUAAUGCUCAGAGCGCUUGUUUGGUCCAAUAUCGAUAUGUAAACGGCGCUCCACUCUACUGGUCCGGCUGCAAGUCUGAACAACCCUGCAUUACUCAACAAGACGAAAACUUCCUCGGCGGCGCUAAAAUUCAUGACAAAUGCAAAUCCAAUCGAUUUCCCUCUCGCUGGCUGAACGGAGCAGAAUGUGCUUUUUGCCUACCAGCUGGUGAUCCACUCAGCAACGACUAUUUCCAAAGCGGCGGAAAUGUUUAUAAAACAGCAGUUAUCAGCGCCGUCCUUUCUGAUCCUGAACAAUAUUUGGACCCCGCUGCAGGAAGCUAUCUCUUCAAUCUCUAA